AUCUUUUGUCGUAUGCAUCACCUUCAAAAACGAGUAGGAUAUAAAAAUUUAAAUUUAGUCGAGCUCCAAUACAAAUAUCAGACACUAGGUAAAAACCAACCCCCUACCCCCCCCCCAAAAAAAAAGUACACCUAGUAGAAAUAGUAUUAAAGAGGGAUAGGACAAUGCCAUUCUUUUAAAUUGACCCUUGGGUUCUCUCUCUUAUUCAACACAGCUAUCUUUUUUUGUCCUCCAAAAGUUUUUUUUCCCUUUGAAUAUGGAGUUAGCUUUGAGCUUAGGAGGGGAAACCCCAAAACCAAUUAUGUUUCUUGAAAAAUCAUCAUCUUCAUCUUCUUCUUUACAUGAGAAAAAGGUGAAUAAAGAUGAUUUAGGGUUUUGCAUGGUUUUAGGAAAGUGCAAUGAAGGUCAUGAAGAUGAAAAUGGAAGAAGAAAAAGAUCAAGAAAUCAUCAUCAAGAAGUUACUAUAUGUAGUAAAGGUUCAUCGUCAAAAGAUCUAUCACUUCAACUUGAUCUCCUUCCUUCUUCUAAAAACACUUCUUCACAACUUGGUUUCCCUUGGCUCUCUCAAAAUUUAGCUACUGAACCGGCCGGUUUGACAAAUGGACCAGCGUUGGAGGCAGAGGAAGGGGCGGCGCUUUCAUCUCCGAACAGUGAAAUAUCGAGUUUUCAGAUGAACUUUUCGAUAUAUAGAAAUGGAAAGUUAAUAAAUAUGAAGAGAGAUCAAUAUGACGGAGAUUAUAAGUGGGGUAAUAUUAAUAAUUAUUCUACGUCCAGAGCAAGUGAUGAAGAUGACGCGUCAGCAAGAAAGAAACUUAGACUUACAAAAGAACAAUCAGCUUUUCUUGAAGAAAGUUUCAAAGAACACAACACUCUCAAUCCUAAACAGAAGCUUGCUCUUGCAAAGCAGUUAAAUCUUCGUCCAAGACAAGUGGAAGUGUGGUUCCAAAACAGAAGAGCAAGGACAAAAUUGAAGCAGACAGAAGUAGAUUGUGAGUAUUUAAAGAAAUGUUGUGAGACAUUGACAGAAGAAAAUAAAAGGCUGCACAAAGAACUUCAAGAAUUAAGAGCUUUAAAAUCUUCACAACCUUUUUACAUGCAACUUCCUGCCACCACACUCACUAUGUGUCCUUCUUGUGAGCGGGUCGCUACCACCUCUGCCACCACGACCACCGCCGCGGCCACCACGACACCUGUUGGUGCCGCCGCGGACACGGCGGGGGUUCAUAAUCAUAAGUUGAUCACCUUGAUGACUAAAUGAUCUAGUGUGUAUAUAAUUAGGGUUUUGACAUAAUUGUUUUGGUUGUUAUUUUUAUCUUUAUGGUGAGUUUAGAACUAGCUAGCUAGGUAACAAGUUGUGGGAAGAAAAAGAAAAAAACAAUAUUUUAUUGUUUGAAAUUUUUGAUGUUUUUUAAUUAGAAGGAAGAAAUUAAAUAACUUAUGUUUCCUUAGCUUUAUUUUUGAUGAAUAAUCCAAAGAUUAAUUUGGGUGUGUAA
Messenger RNA from Capsicum annuum, 1493 nucleotides. RefSeq names its product homeobox-leucine zipper protein HOX11. The coding region runs from base 257 to 1258 and encodes 333 amino acids. Gene Ontology annotation, biological process: regulation of DNA-templated transcription. Gene Ontology annotation, molecular function: DNA-binding transcription factor activity, RNA polymerase II-specific; sequence-specific DNA binding. The record is from RefSeq and is a predicted model, not a curated record. The transcript is spliced from 4 exons. NCBI's taxonomy places the organism in Eukaryota, Viridiplantae, Streptophyta, Magnoliopsida, Solanales, Solanaceae.